Messenger RNA from Amaranthus tricolor (Joseph's coat), 2665 nucleotides. Its product is annotated as phosphopantothenoylcysteine decarboxylase-like. The coding region runs from base 79 to 684 and encodes 201 amino acids. Gene Ontology annotation, biological process: coenzyme A biosynthetic process. Lineage: Eukaryota; Viridiplantae; Streptophyta; Magnoliopsida; Caryophyllales; Amaranthaceae. The record is from RefSeq and is a predicted model, not a curated record. The transcript is spliced from 3 exons. Gene Ontology annotation, cellular component: phosphopantothenoylcysteine decarboxylase complex. Gene Ontology annotation, molecular function: FMN binding; phosphopantothenoylcysteine decarboxylase activity.
UUCGAUUGCCGGAGUCGGGACACUCCGCCAUUGUUGACAGUUUUAUGCGGCAAGCCACCGCUGUAUACUCUUUCUCUGAUGGUCAUGGCACAAGGAGACACAAUUACACCUAGGCUACCCAGAAUUAUUCUUGCUGCUAGUGGAAGUGUUGCUGCAAAUAAGUUUGGAAAACUAUGUCAUUACUUUUCUAAAUGGGCCGAAGUUAAAGCAGUGAUCACUGAUUGUGCCUAUCACUUUCUGGACACCUCAACAAUUCCAGAGGAUAUUGAUUUGUACAGAGAUGAUGAUGAUUGGGAUUGGAACAUGUUAGGUGACAAAAUUCUGCACAUUGAACUUUGUAGGUGGGCUGACAUCUUGGUUAUUGCUCCCCUUUCAGCAAAUACUCUUGCCAAGAUUGCAGGGGGAUUAUGUGACAAUCUACUCACAUGCGUUGUCCGAGCAUGGGACUAUGACAAACCGUUUUUUAUUGCCCCGGCUAUGAACACAUUGACGUGGAAAAAUUCAUUCACGGAGACUCAUCUUAUGGCAGUCGAUGAGCUCGGUGUUACUUUGAUUCCUCCGGUUACUAAGAAGCGGGCUUGUGGAGAUUAUGGAAAUGGCGCUAUGGCUAAAUCAUCCAUCAUUAACAUGACCGUACAGUCGUUCGUGGAGUUGCAACCACUGCCUGCUGGCUCAAAUGUGUAGUUUGUGUAGUUUGAUUCCUCCGGUUUAAUCUCUUUCGGCAGGUCAAUUCUUCUUGUAUAUUGUAGGUGGUCAGGUUGUGUAAAUGUAUUGGUUCCUUGGCAUUGGGUGUUCCGAUCAAACAUCCAUUCUUCUUGGAGAUGUCAUAGUUACUUCAGAAAUGGUCACUUUAAAGCAUAGUAAAUAUGUAGAAAUAUAUGGUAUAAAUGAAUAUGGAAGGGGGAAUAGGAAAUAUUACUUUAGAAAUAUAUGGUCUGCAAAUUCCUGAAAAAUUGAAUCGGUGUAGAAGAAUAUGUUCCACAGGACUAUGCAAGCUUGUGGAAAUAAGAAUGUAAGUAAUCACCAACAUUUUUAGUAAAACUUAGAAUCAAACAUUUAAAAUGGAAAGCAUUACCCUUAAAUAGCAAUGCAGGUUCUCCAGCCUUUCUCUUCUGAGUUCACCAUUGAAGACUACACCCCAAGUCACCAGUAGCAAAUUUUAUGAAACACGCUCAUCCUAUCCAAUGUAUUGUGACAGCUGCAUACAUACCAACAAAAAAAGAGAUAGACGCAAAGACAAAACACAAGAUAAUAGUAAUGAUAGGAUGAGACAUAGUGUGGCAAAAUACAAAUAGCAGCAAUGACAUAACAUAAGACAACAACACUGACAGAAUAUAAACAGCAACAUUUACAAGACAAUGAGACACCAGCAAUAAACAACACAACUCAUUCAUAGGGAUUCAUUUAGAGAAGGUCUAUGAAGUAGCAUAAAUCUAAUGUUUUCACGAAGCAUCCCAUGUAAAGAAGUCCUAAGCAUCCAUGAUAUGGCUACUAAAGUCUAAAUGCAUAGCAUGUAGAGUGUUCAAAAGUUGUGUACAACAUAAAGAACCCAAAAACAAUUUUAGUAGAAGUUUCGGAGGUGGUGUCAUCUAGAUUAGAACUACAUUCCAUCUGGCCAAAGUCUAAACGACGGCGCAUUUGAGGUUCUAGUGCUGGUGGACUUGCUGAAGAGAGGCAGCUAAAGAGGAUCAGAACUGGAUGUUAGGUAGGUAUCUUGAUUAGCAGUGGGGUGGAAAACAUUUGUGAACUUUCUGAAAUUGUAGGUGGUGGAGAAUCAAGAACAACUAUAUCAUUUGGGUCUAUGGCCUUUAAUGAAAUGUUGGUUUGGAGCUGUCCGAUUUGUGGCUGGAUUUCUUGUGUUGGAAGUGGUUUGACCAAAAUUGAUUUUAACACCCACUUUAGAACUCCGUUCUUUGAUAGCGCAGUUAUGGGGCCCACUUCAGUACAUAUUGGUCUAUCUUUGAAUGAGCUUGCUAUCUCUUCAUAAGAAGUAAUCUUUUCUCGUUAAUGGCAAAACAUAUUAAUAAUUCUGGUUAUUUUUAUUAACCCCUUUUAUCUCAUUCACUUAUUUCUUCUAUGAAGCUCGAGAGCUCGAGUUAAAUUCAUUGGUAAAGUUCUUCAAUUUGUUAAGGUUCCAAUCUUAAACUAUGGCGGUAUUAAUAUGUAAAUAUAGCAAUUAUGAGUUAGUAUCGUUGCUAUUUCAACUGUUUACAAUGCUAGUUAACUACUCUUCUUUGUUAUAGGAGUAUAGAUUCCCAUCUACCAGUACAUUUAACAUGAGAUUUGUCCUCCAAGUCACGCUAGAAUGAUGGCCUUUCUGACCAGCCUUUGGUAGUUAAUUCACUCCCAAUUUCAAAGGGAAUUAUUCCCGACGAUGAAGUUCCUGACAUGUUGUGUUUUCGGGCAAUUUCAUGGCGGAUUGCAUUGUUGUAUAGGCCUUUUCACCUGUGCGAAGUGUAUCUUAGUUAAGAAGAUCCCUACGACCUUUGUCCAAAGAGUCAUCAAUUCCAGCGGGAAAUUGAUAAAGUCCUUGUCCUUGGAUCAUCCCAUUGAAGGUGGUGAUAUCCUGGGGCGAAGCUACAUUGGGGCCAGGGGAAGCCCGACCCUCCUUGCUGAAAAUGCGAUUAUUGUAUUUUUAGCUUUGGCCCCUUUACUAAAAUAUGAA